Molecule: messenger RNA, 918 nt
Organism: Trichoplusia ni (cabbage looper)
Lineage: Eukaryota; Metazoa; Arthropoda; Insecta; Lepidoptera; Noctuidae
Gene: Mp20
Product: muscle-specific protein 20
Exons: 4
Coding region: 80-634 (184 amino acids)
Molecular function (GO): protein binding
Source: RefSeq, a predicted model, not a curated record
GCUUUCAGGAGUUCAGUCUAGCGGUGCUUUGUACAGCGCACUAACUCCACAGCUCUGCAGCCAAACACACACACACAACAUGUCUCUGGAACGUCAAGUCCGCGCCAAGUUGGCCUCCAAGCGUAGCCCCGAGCAGGAGAAGGAGGCCCAGGAAUGGAUUGAGGCCAUCCUUGGCGCCAAGUUCCCCCCUGGUGAGGCCUUCGAGGAUGUCAUCAAGGACGGAACCGUCCUUUGCCAGCUCAUCAACAAGAUCAAACCUGGCUCCGUCAACAAGAUCAACACCUCCGGUGGACAGUUCAAGAUGAUGGAGAACAUCACCAACUUCCAGGCUGCCAUUAAGAACUACGGUGUCCCCGACAUCGACGUGUUCCAGACCGUCGACCUGUGGGAAAAGAAGGACAUCGCCCAGGUCACCAACACACUGUUCGCCCUCGGCCGUGAGACCUACAGGCACGCCGAAUGGAGCGGCCCCUACCUCGGACCCAAGCCCGCUGAGGAAUGCAAGCGUGACUUCUCUGAGGAGGUCCUGAACGCCGGCAAGACUGUGAUCGGUCUCCAGGCUGGCUCCAACAAGGGCGCCACCCAGGCCGGACAGAACAUGGGCGCUGGUCGCAAGAUCCUGCUCGGCAAGUGAGCAACAGCCAUCCAGUGAUAUUAUUAUAUAAGAUAUUUGUACAAAACUGAGAUGUAUGGACGCUAAUCUGAGACUGUGAGCCUUAUGAAUAUCUAGUCAAGCGUGAGAUGGAAUUUUACUUGCUGUAAUGUAACACGUUAGUAACCUGCAAUGUUUAAUGCAUACCUUCAGCUGAUGUUACACUCCAUGUAGCGCCAAAAGGAUUUUGUACAUAAGUGCCUAGAUAUAAGUUAUUUAUUUCCAUUUUAUUAUAUCCUUUUAUAAUAAAAUUCAGAACUCUACAA